Messenger RNA from Camelina sativa (false flax), 899 nucleotides. Its product is annotated as protein C2-DOMAIN ABA-RELATED 6. The record is from RefSeq and is a predicted model, not a curated record. Lineage: Eukaryota; Viridiplantae; Streptophyta; Magnoliopsida; Brassicales; Brassicaceae.
UGGUUGAUCUUUCUUUCUUUUUCUUUUUUUUUGUGUCUUUUAAUAAAUCAAUAUAAGUGGCCUCGUUGAAUUUGAGCCGGUGGUUGAUUGUUUUAUAAGUGAAUAAGAAAAAAGUAGAAGAGACACAGGUGUGCUUUGCUCUUCAUAAUUUCACAAGAGAAAUGGAGAAAAAGAGGAAGUGGUUGAGAUGAUGGAGCUUGUAGGGCUUGUAAGAAUCCGAGUGAUAAGAGGGAUCAAUCUUGCUCGCAGAGACGCUUUUAGCAGCGACCCUUUUGUCGUCAUAACCAUGGGUGCACAGAAGCUCAAGUCUUUUACUGUGAAAAAUAACUGCAACCCCGAGUGGAACGAGGAACUGACCCUUGCAAUUGAAAAUCCCAAGGAGCCUGUAAAUAUGAUGGUGUAUGACAAAGAUACUUUUACAGCCGACGACAAGAUGGGAGAUGCUGAGAUAGAUAUCAAACCGUUCCUAGAUGUUCACAAACGAGGUUUGCUAGAACUUCCAGAUGGUAAAGAGCUCAAUAGAAUUGCUCCUACCAAAGAGAACUGCUUGUCUGAAGAGAGCAGAAUCGUCUCUGAUAACGGCAAGAUCGUUCAGAACAUGAUUCUUGUGUUGAGGAAUGUUGAAUGUGGCAAGGUUGAGAUUCAGCUUGAGUGGAUUAAAAAUCCAGGUGGUUCUGGACUCUGAAACAGAGAUAUGAAGUAUCUUUAUGAUUCUCAAUCUCCCUCUUUGUAAUAAAUAAAUAAAAAAUCUCAGUUCGUUUUGGGUUUCAGACAAAGUAACAAAAAGUAGAUUAGAAACUUUACUUUACUAUGCUUUGUAAUUGAAAUCUUUUGGUUUUAGUCAUCUAACUGAAACCGUUUUGGUUUCCCGCGAGUUAAAACGUGUUUGCUUUCAUUUU